Polypterus senegalus (gray bichir) is the source of this 1700-nucleotide messenger RNA. RefSeq names its product polyadenylate-binding protein-interacting protein 2. Bases 177 to 551 code for a protein of 124 amino acids. The transcript is spliced from 4 exons. Gene Ontology annotation, biological process: negative regulation of translational initiation. The record is from RefSeq and is a predicted model, not a curated record. Gene Ontology annotation, molecular function: mRNA regulatory element binding translation repressor activity. Gene Ontology annotation, cellular component: cytoplasm. NCBI's taxonomy places the organism in Eukaryota, Metazoa, Chordata, Cladistia, Polypteriformes, Polypteridae.
GGGCGGGGCCCAGUGACGUCAGUGCGGAGUGCGUGCAGCUGUGUUAUCAAAACAAAGAAGCAGAGCGGCCAUUAAAGCUGAAAGCGCUUUGAAAAGCGAGAGAACGUUUUUGGGCAUUUUGAACAUUAGCUUCUCAACGCUCAGUAGCUUUCUCUGAACAUUCGAAAACUUUCGAAAUGAAAGACCCCAGCCGAAGCAGCACUACUCCUAGCAUCAUUGGUGAUGAAGUGAUAAUUAAUGGACAGGGCCAUGAAGAGGACAAUCCUUUUGCUGAAUACAUGUGGAUGGAGAAUGAGGAAGAAUUUAACAGACAGAUUGAGGAAGAGCUAUGGGAGGAAGAAUUUAUCGAACGUUGUUUUCAAGAGAUGUUAGAAGAGGAAGAGGAGCAUGAAUGGUUCAUUCCAGCUCGGGAUUUGCCACAAACCAUUAACCAGCUUCAGGACCAGCUAAAUGGAUUAGUUAUUGGUGAUGGAAAUAUGUUGGAUGAUCUUGUGGUAAACAGUAAUUUGAACCCAAAUGCUAAAGAGUUUGUCCCUGGUGUUAAGUACUGAUUUGGAACAUGGGCCUCUCUUGGUGGAUGUAGCACAACCUCCACACUGUGAAGCCAGUAUUAGAACAUCAAUUGUGAAAGCUUCUCUUUGUCACUGUGUUACACUUAAUGCAUUGCCAAAGUUUUCUGUUAGUCCUGCAUGCUUAAUUCAAGUGCUGAGACUGUUAUCAAAAAGCUUUUAUUAGCUAUAUUUCUGAUUAUUUGGGGUAUUAAGAGGCACCGUUCUUUGAGUGGUACUUGUGCAACCUGUAUGACAUUUAAUUUACCUUGAUGGUAGACCUUUCAGUUCAGUUUUUUGCUACUGGGUAUCUCAGUCAUCUGAAUAAUAAAUACAUUUACACAAGGGAGGGAGGCAAGGGUUGGGAGAAGGGCAGUUUCUUGAUUUUCUGUUUUUGUUUAGAGAUGAUAAACACAAUUUAUUUAAAAUGCACACAGUUGGAGUAAAUCUUGUAUUUUAUUUUAUUUUGUUUUGAAUAUUACAAGGAGAAAUAUUAGCUUAAGUAUUCCUCUUUUUAAUUUUUUAAUUUGAUAAUCUCUUAUGCCACUCUGGACUACUUUGCCUGCAUCAAGUGAACAAUUGGCAUUUUUGUAGCUUACAUACAUCUCCAAAAUAUCAAAUUUCAUAUUUUUGAAAGAUCAAGUCUGUUACAGUAAAGCUGUACACUGCCUGUACUGAUUUUCAAUUACCUGUUACAUUCUAUAGUUUGCUGUAAAUUGUCUCCAUAACAUCAAUAGUAAAGUUGAAACUGAACUCUGCAGUUGGUAGGGUUUUUAGUUGUAUCAUCAGUUUAAAUCUGAAGACCUACAGUCAAAAAUACCCUUUUUAAUUAGGGAGAAGAGUGCAGGUGGUGGUAGGGACAGUACUGUACAUAAAAUGUGCUGAACUGUGACCAUGUAAUGGAUCAAAAUUAGAUCGUUACACAUCGUAAGUGUUAAUGCAGAGAUGAUGUGGUGAUAUAGUAACAUUCUUUCCUGUCAGUUUCACUUGAAUGGUGCCUCUCUUAAACACUACUUGUAAGUCUGCAGCACAGCAAAAAUGUUUAUUUUUGUUUUGUUUUUUGUUUUUCCUCUUCAUCUAUUUCAGAUUUUGGUAGUUUAUACUGCCACAUAUGUUGAAUGUGAAUAGUGUUAAAGUUUAAAAAAAAAAAAC